AUGACAGUCUCUAUGAAACUGGACAAGGCUGAUAAAGCAAAAUCAGCCAUCCUACAGCUCCUUAGGAAGGAGCGGCCAUUUAUAGGAGAGGUUGCAUCCGUAGUCGGGCAAAUGGUGUCAUGUUUUCCUGGAUUUAAAUAUGCCCCACUGUAUUACCGUGCUCUCGAAAAUGACAAAACUGAUGCUUUAAAGAUGAAUGGGUGGAACUUAGAUGAGAGAAUGCUCAUCUCUGAUAUAGCUAAGAAAGACAUGUCUUGGUGGCUUUCAAAUAUUGACAAUGAUCCAUGUCCUGUUCUGCCUAUGAAGCACAAAUUAACCCUUAAAUGCGAUAGCUCCCUGGAAGGUUGGGGAAGUGUCAUUGAAAAUUCUCCCCUUGUUGCAAAUGGACGAUGGUCCUACAGUGAGAGUAUGUGCCACAUAAACUACUUGGAAAUCAAAGCAGUCCUUUUAGGCCUUCAGACUUUGUGCACAGACUUAACCAACUGUAACAUCAAAGUGUUGUCUGAUAACCAAACAGCGGUUUCCUAUCUGAGAAAUAUGGGUGGCACCCACUCUCGGGACUGCAAUGAGAUUGCAAGGGAAACUCUUCUGUGGUGCAAGGACAGGGGCAUAUCCUUAACUGUCACCCAUUUACCUGGGAAACAAAAUGUUGAAGCUGACCUAGCAAGUAGACAAUUUCAUGAUGACACUGAAUGGUCAUUAGACACUCAUUGUAAUCGGGAAAGUACUUCAGAAGAUAAUACUCGACAAGACAACAGCAAUCCUAGUGCUCCCCGACUGGCCAACACAGUUUUGGUACCCACGAGUGAUGUCAAUGCUAGUGGCUCCUCCACACCGAAUAAAGCUGCAGAAGUCAACACUGACCCUUCCCUACGAUGUGAAGAAAAUCCACCCCCUUUACCCCAAGCUCCUACUGAUUGGCUGUCUUGUGUCAGGGAAUCCCUCCAGUUACAAGGAAUAACUGGGGAAACUUUGAGCAUCAUCAUUGAUUCAAGGAGAGAAGGUACUCGGAAGCAAUACAGAACUAGCAUAUCUGCUUUGAUAAAUUACUGUGAAGAACGGAAGAUCAGUAUUACAACACCUUCACUGCCAGAAUUGUUGAACUUUCUAACUCUUCAGUCCAAAAAGCUUAGCUACAGUGCUCUAGGAACCACUAGAAGUGCCCUUUCUUCAUUCAUCAACAUUGAUGGCUUCAAAGUAGGAGAACACCCUAUCGUUUCACGUUUUAUGUCAGGUGCCUUCAACAGGAAACCAACUUUCCCCAGAUAUGUGGAAACAUGGAACCCUCAAAUUGUCCUUAACCACCUUAAGGGCUACCCUGACAUCAAGGAAAUGUCUCUGAAGCAAUUGACAUGGAAACUGACCAUGAUUUUGGCCUUAGUCACAGCACAACGAACACAGACUCUUAAGUUGCUGUCAAUUGAUGACAUGCAAACUAAAGCUGGCGAAUAUGUUUUUCCAAUUACAUCCAUUCUGAAGCAAACAAGUGCUAAUGGUGACAGGCAAAGAUAUCUGCAACCUAUUGUGUUGAAGAAAUAUGACUAUGAUAAAACCCUUUGCGUUUUUACAUUGUUACAAGAGUAUCUUAUGAGAACUGCUAAGCUAAGAGGUUCAUGUUCUCAACUUUUAAUUUGCCACUGCAAGCCUCAUGGGCCUGCAUCGAAAGACACUAUUUCUAGGUGGCUCAAACAGGUUAUGCUUGAUGCCGGAAUUAACACUUCUGUUUUUAAGCCUCACUCCACCAGAAGUGCAGCCACCUCUGCGGCAAAGUCAGCUAAUGUUCCUUUAGAUGAAAUUAAGGCCACUGCUGGCUGGCGUUCAAGCUCUGUGUUUGCUGUUUAUUAUAACAAACCACUGUUUAAUGAUAGUUCUUUUGCUAACAAUGUACUGGGUAAGAAUUAG
Messenger RNA from Orbicella faveolata, 1902 nucleotides. RefSeq lists its product as uncharacterized. The record is from RefSeq and is a predicted model, not a curated record. NCBI's taxonomy places the organism in Eukaryota, Metazoa, Cnidaria, Anthozoa, Scleractinia, Merulinidae.